This is a messenger RNA of Solea senegalensis (Senegalese sole), 3156 nucleotides long. RefSeq names its product trace amine-associated receptor 4-like. Gene Ontology annotation, biological process: G protein-coupled receptor signaling pathway. Gene Ontology annotation, molecular function: trace-amine receptor activity. The transcript has a single exon. Bases 1326 to 2294 code for a protein of 322 amino acids. The record is from RefSeq and is a predicted model, not a curated record. Lineage: Eukaryota; Metazoa; Chordata; Actinopteri; Pleuronectiformes; Soleidae. Gene Ontology annotation, cellular component: membrane.
CAGUUAAUGCCUAAUCCUGACUUUAACCUUACCACAUUGAAAUCUUAAACCUACACUUUGCUAGUUCCUCAUAAAUGAGGUUCUGCCUCAUUACGACCAGGGUUUGGUCUCCAUGUGUGUUAUGCUACAAAAUGUCAUAAAGAGGUGACAACAAUGUCAUGGCAACUUGAGUAUACAACGACACUCGUUUUUGACUCUGUGGAUAAUAAUCAGAGGUAAAAUUAGAUAUUGCCACAAAGCCAGACAUAAACCCUAAGGCUGAUUUGAGAAUAAAGUCAAACAGUCAGAAGGUGUUGAAACACUAACAAUAUCCAAUGGUUUUAUAUUUUUUAAGGACAACAGAAUUUGGAAUGUCCCCAUUGGAGAACCUGGAACCUGGCAGAGUCUGGCAAGUUCCAGUGGUCCUAUGUUGUUGUAGCUCAUCAUUUCCAUUGCCCAACAUGUUGUGUGGUCAGAGAUGAUCUUCCCUGGUUGUAACUGCUUAUUUAAAUUACUGUUGCAAGUUUGCUCCUGGAAUCCAUACUGCUCCUGCCUUUACAUUGUUCAAAUAAGUCAGAAUUUAGUCUAAUUUUCUCUACUGUUUACAUUGAACAGUAGAUGUAUGUGUAGUAUCAGACUCAGCUGGAUUAUUAAGAUGUGCAUUCCAUUCCAUUGAAAAGUAAGCAGGAACUCCUCAUUGGGGUCACGAGCAUUACCUAGGACAGUUUUACGACACAUUUAUGGGCCAGUCCUCGCCCAGUGCUGGAUAAGGCUUGUUGAAGAAACACAGAUACUUCUUAUAUUGGAGCUAAGUGGUCCCGAUGUCAAACCUGUUGUUGUUUCUCUAAUAUUUAUGAUCAUGUGUUGUAUAGGAAGAGGAUGUUAGAGAUGACCUUAAAAAAGUCCAGUGUCAGAGGGGUUGUUUACACCAUCAACUCAUCACCUAUCAUUCGUAAGAAGAAGGAAGCCUGACAAAAACGACAAUACCUAACAAAGCGUCCAGUAUAUCAUAGUAAAAGGAGCUAUCGAAAGACAGUAGUUCAGGCCCUUUUGAGUCCAAAUCCCUUGAUUUAACACAGAUUGGUGGGUUUUCUGACCUUAAGUCUAUGACUAUUACUAAACACUGAAUAUUCAGCAUAAUGACCUACUUUACACACACCUUUCUUGACUUGAAUAUGCUAAUUAGCUUGAACAUUAUUUAUAAUUCUGACCUUCUGUUUCACAACAGGAUUAAGAGCAAGGCAGGAAAAAUGCAGAGAUUUAACACUGUUGUAUGAUGAUGUCACUUAUUUCUGUCUUUGUCUUAAUGUUAGGCUGUUUUUAUACUGAUAAAUGAUCAUUUAAGCAUGGAGUCUUCAGAUGUUGCAGAGCAGCUUCUUUUUAAUCAAUCAGCAAAUCUGCCUGACAUAACUGCAGUGACUAUUUCAUAUCUUUUUUGUAUUUUUGGUGGCUCUUUGUCAGUUCUCAUAACGUUUGGAAACCUACUUGUAAUAAUGUCUAUUGCUUACUUCAGACAGCUCCACACUCCUACAAACUUCUUGAUGCUCUCUCUGGCUGUGGCUGACAUGCUAGUUGGACUUUUAGUUGUGCCGUUCAGUGUUGUGCUUUUUGUGAGCUCAUAUUGGCAUCUUGAAGAUUUACUUUGUAAAGUGCGAGGCAGUUUAGAUGCGUUACUGUGCAUUUCUUCCAUUUGGAACUUGUGCUGCAUUUCUGUUGACAGAUAUUACGCAGUGUGUCAGCCUCUGAGAUACAGAACUAAAAUAAAUGUCCAUGUCGUUUGGAUCAUGAUCAUGGUGUGCUGGACUAUUGGCACUCUAAAUGGAAUUAUUCUCUCAGUAAAGGCUCCAGAAAAAGGACACAAUAACAACAAAUGUGCUUCAAUUCAAGUUCAAACACAGAAGACAAUAGUUGUGGCAGUUGUUUUUGGUUUUGGCAUUCCAGCUGUUAUUAUAUCUUCAAUCUACCUAAAGAUUUUGACAGUAGCACAGAAACAGGCACGCAGCAUCCGGAACAAUGCAACAUCUGCUGCAACUGUCAGUAAAAUGGAGAGAAAGGCGACUAAAACUCUGGCUAUUGUGGUUGGGGUUUUUCUCAUGAGUUGGACUCCUUACUUUCUGUCCAUCAGCUUUCAUCCUUUGAGCAAUUAUACAAUACCAGUUAAUGUACUUCAAACAUUUAAGUGGCUUGGAUGGUCUAAUUCAAUGUUAAAUCCGUUUGUUUAUGCUUUUUUUUACAGCUGGUUUCGAUCAGCUUUUAGGAUGAUCAUGACAGGGAAAAUAUUCACAGAUGAUUUUUCCAAUUCUAAACUCUUUUGAUUCAUUAUUUGAUUCAUUGACUUGUACUAAUCAGGUCACAUUUCUAUAUUCAUCUAUAAGUUUGUCUGUGCUAUGUCUGUUUUUGCAACGCAGUGUAUAGAAAAUCAACAUUGUAAAGUGAUGCCUCUGUCUUCAACAGUCUGAUGGGUCAAUGAGUCUAUAAACUUAAUAUUCAUCUCUUUUACUGUUUAUGCCAUUAUUCCCAUUUUACACACACUCAAGAAGGCCAUAGAGAAACAUACAAGUAAUGCUCAAAAUUACUGAAGUGUUCCUUAUCUAAAGUAAGAAUAUAUAACUCAUAUUGCCCUCAUGAAGCAGUUUCAAAUGCACAAGAAGAUUUUAUAAAUGUUAAUACUGUGUCUGCAGUUCACUAUUUUAUGCAUAACCACAACUAUGUAUGUGUCUUCACUCUUACGUUAUCACAGCCUGAUUUGGCAAAUGCUGAUUUCUCAUCAAAGCAACUUGUAAACAUAUACAUAUACAUUAUUAUUUAUUAUCUAUACUAUCUUAUUAUAUGAAUAAAAGUUGAGUUUAUUCAUUUUUGAGAACUUGAAUUACUGAAAUAAUGUUGACGUUUGUUUUGUAUCGUUUUGCUGAGUCUUGUGAUUAAUGUGUAGCUGGGCUUUAGAUGAUAAAAGGCAGUCUCUUGAUUUUCUGUCUGGGUCCUUGGUAUGAACAUUAAAUAUUAAAGGUGACAUCGUAUGGCCCUUCAUUUUUAUGUUGCACUUCUUUUUGCGUUAAUUGUACCUCACUGUUUGUAUUUGUAUUGUAAUUGUAAUUGUACCCUGCAGAGGGUCUAGGAUAACCGGUUUAUCUUACACAUGAUGGUCACAGAGAAGCUGGAGCCCAUCCCAGCUGACAC